Messenger RNA from Pipistrellus nathusii (Nathusius's pipistrelle), 477 nucleotides. The record is from the annotation of a GenBank genome assembly. NCBI's taxonomy places the organism in Eukaryota, Metazoa, Chordata, Mammalia, Chiroptera, Vespertilionidae.
AUGAAGAAGCAUUUGCUUUUCUGGGGAGUCCUGGCCAUUUUUGUUAAGGCUGUUCUUGUGACAGCCCAAGACGAAGAUGAAGGGACUGUUCUUGCGAACAACAAAUGCAAGUGUGUCCAGGUUAAUUCUAGGGUCUACCCUUCUCCCGAUAAUCCUUCUGAAGACAUUGUGGAGAGGAACAUCAGGAUUAUUGUUCCUAUUAACAACAGGGAGAAUAUCUCUGAUCCCACCUCGCCAUUGAGAACCAAAUUUGUGUACAAUUUGUCUGACGUCUGUAAAAAAUGUGAUACUACAGAAGUGGAGCUGGGAAACCAAGUGUUUACUGCCACCCAGAGCAAUAUCUGUGAUGAAGACAAUGAAACCUGCUACGCCUAUGACAGAAACAAGUGCUAUACAAAUAAGGUCCCAUUUUCCUAUGGUGGUAAGACCGUAAUGGUGGAAACAGCCUUGACCCCGGAGUCCUGCUAUCCUGACUAA